Spirometra erinaceieuropaei is the source of this 1176-nucleotide messenger RNA. The record is from the annotation of a GenBank genome assembly. NCBI's taxonomy places the organism in Eukaryota, Metazoa, Platyhelminthes, Cestoda, Diphyllobothriidea, Diphyllobothriidae.
AUGCACUUCCAGUUACGUGUAUCCACAACUGCCGUCCAUGAACUUCUCUCCACCGACAACUGCGAACUCAAUACCACUUCGGAAGAGGAUAUGCAAAGGAGCAUGGGCAUCUUCGCCGCCGUCGCCGCCGCCUGCGACAACCUCGGCCUGUCCAUUAACAUGACGAAGAGGGUGGUCAUACAUCAACCACAACCCAACGCUGCCUACAAUGCAACCCAAAUGAACUUAAGCGGCGCCCAGCUGCAAGUGAUGGACAACUUCACCUACCUGGACAGGCCCAUCUCCCGUACGACCAAGAGCGACGAUGAAGUGGCCCACCGGAUCUCCACAACCAGCCGAGUCUUCGGCCGUCCAUAUAACACCGUCUGGAACCGUCACGGUCUCCGUCUCAGCAUCAAACAGAAAAUGUGCAAGGCAGUCAUCCUACCGACGCUGCUGUAUGGAGCGGAAACCUGGAAGGUCUACAAGGAGCAGGCGUGGAGACUAAGUCAAUACUACCUCAGCUGUCUUCGACGGAUACUGAAGCUGAGGUGGCAGAACCGGAUCCCCGACAUUGACGUACCGCAGUGGACGGGAAUCCUCGAUAUCUACGUCAUGCUGAGACAACUGCAGUUGCAGUCGAGCGGCCAGCUCGUGCAGAUGGACGACGAGCGGCCACCCAAACGACUCUUCUAUGGAGAUGCCGCCAGGGGUUCCUGCCGCCACGGAGACGAAGUCCGUCGAGACAUGGACACUCUAAAGAACUCGCUGAGGCGUCUGCCGAUCAACUCGAUCAACUUGGAAGACCUCACUCAAGACCGACCGUCCUGGAGGAGUAUAGUGAACACAGGCACAGCGAUCUACGAGGCAAACCACAUCAUCGCCGCCAAAGCCAAACACGAGGCUCGUAAAUCUCAACUGCGCCCAGCCCGCAACGCCAAUGCUCAACCGUCCUCGACCUACCCAGGCUGUCAGCGGACGUUCCGGGCACCAAUCGGCUUUAUGCGACAUCUUCGUGCCAACUGCAGCACCCGAAAUACAUCAGCCGCUGUUCCCGCGCUAAACUCUGUCUCUUCCACCACGCUGACAACUAACACUGACCGCACUCUCGAAACCCCACUAUCAUCCUCCUCCUCCUCCAUCGUAUUAUCAUGUACUGCGCCGGCUCCUUUACUUACCACCCCUGCACACAAUUAA